AUGGUGAUGGCCGUAGCGGUGGCAGUGGCGGUACUCGUCGCGCUCCUCGUCCCACUGGCAGACGGCAACAUUAUCGAGCUGGUGCCGACCGGUACUGAGCCGCCGCACGUCUACGCCACGCCGACCAUCCCCUUCCUUCUUACUUCGACGGUCAAUUGCGCGCCCGAGCUGGCGGGCGCGAUGCUGGAGACGACGGAGGGCUCGCGCCUGACAAGGUUCGCCCGCAGGCUCGACGACGUGUUUGCGUACGACAUCGAGAUCACCGUUGUUGACGCCUUGCUCCCGCAGGCUGUUUACGUCAACAUGUCCGAGGCGAUGCUGACCUGCGAAUCAACGCCGUCGCCGCCGCUCUCGGCCAAGGCUAUGUUUGACCCGUCGGCCCAGAGCUCUGACGACAGCGAGUCGCUGCUGGGAACCGUCCCAAUGUGGGCCAUCAUUGCCGCGGCCUCUGCCACCCUCUGCUGCGGCAUCUUCUGCGCUUGCGUCUUCAAGGCUGGCUCGCACCGCAAGCACCACAUUGAGCCGCAGGAGGAAGAGUACAUGGCCAACUCGCGGUCGGCAAGGGUGCUGGAGCACUCUCUUAUCGCCCAGGGUUCAGAACUCGGCUCGUACAAGAACAUGUCGUCCCAUACCCUGGCGUCGGUAGCCUCGCCGCGAUUCGUCUCAGACUCGACAGGUAUGAUGUCGUCGGCCGCGGGACGCGCAAUGGACUCAUCCAGUGUCGUCGCGCCGCGCUCCAUUGUCGAGCAAAGGCGCGGCGACGGCCGCGGCCGCGCUGAGACCCUGCCGCUGGAGACCAUCCACGAGCCUGUCGGCGCUGCAGCCGCAGGUCUCCGCAAGGGCCGCUCCGGCCGCGGCCGUGACCUCCAUCGCUCGCCGUCGUUUGUUCGCCGCGCCGCUGCCGCGGGCGGCGAAAACUCAAACUCACACUCCAACUCCAACUCGCCGCGCCCGCGUGCCGAGCAGGUCAAGUCCAUGUCGCCGCGCGUCACCCGCUCGCCCACCCGCAUGCGUGCCAUCCUCGCCCUCUCGCAGGCCGAGCUCGAGAGCGAGCUCGUCCACGACUCGGCCAGCCCAGCCGUCGACAAGCGCUCCUCACGCCGCGACAUUCACAAGCUGCAUCGCUCCUACACGCGCACCAUUGGCGCCCUUAACUCUUCGGCGCCUGCCGGUCACGCGCGGACUUCAUCGGAUGCGUAG
Molecule: messenger RNA, 1200 nt
Organism: Thecamonas trahens ATCC 50062
Lineage: Eukaryota; Apusomonadida; Apusomonadidae
Exons: 2
Coding region: 1-1200 (399 amino acids)
Source: RefSeq, a predicted model, not a curated record